This is a messenger RNA of Salvelinus fontinalis (brook trout), 6819 nucleotides long. It is a transcript of the gene myo5c, whose product is annotated as myosin VC. The record is from RefSeq and is a predicted model, not a curated record. NCBI's taxonomy places the organism in Eukaryota, Metazoa, Chordata, Actinopteri, Salmoniformes, Salmonidae. The annotation marks the transcript as partial. The transcript is spliced from 31 exons. Gene Ontology annotation, cellular component: cytoplasm; vesicle; actin cytoskeleton. Gene Ontology annotation, molecular function: microfilament motor activity; actin filament binding; ATP binding. Gene Ontology annotation, biological process: vesicle transport along actin filament; actin filament organization.
CUCCAGUCCAGUGAUCAACACCUAGCUGCUUUCUGUGACCUUCUCGGGGUCAGUCCUGAUGGUGUUACCCGUUGGCUAUGCCAUCGCAGGAUAGCCAUGGUGGCAGAGACGGUGGUGAAGCCGGUGCCCGGUGAACGGGCUGUGAGCGCCAGAGAUGCCCUCGCCAAGCAGAUCUAUGCCCACUUGUUCGACUGCGUCAUCCAGAAGAUCAAUGCAGCCCUGCAGGUGCCAGGGAAACAGCACUCCUUCAUAGGAGUACUGGACAUCUAUGGAUUUGAAACAUUUAACAUCAACAGUUUUGAACAGUUUUGCAUCAACUACGCCAACGAGAAGCUUCAGCAACAAUUCAACUUGCAUGUGUUCAAGCUGGAGCAGGACGAGUACAUGAAAGAGGAUAUUCCCUGGACUCUGAUAGACUUCUAUGAUAACCAGCCGGUCAUUGACAUGAUUGAAGCUAAGAUGGGCAUCCUGGACCUGCUGGAUGAAGAAUGCCUGUUCCCCCAGGGUACAGAUCAGAACUGGCUUCAGAAGCUGUAUAACUACCUGGCUGACAACCCUCUGUUUGAGAAGCCCAGGAUGUCCAACAAGGCCUUCAUCAUUCAACACUUUGCUGACAAGGUAGAAUAUCAAUGCUGGGGUUUUCUAGAGAAGAACAGAGACACAUUGUAUGAAGAGCUGGUGGAUACCAUGAGAACCAGUACGUUUCCUCUCCUGGCCAACUUCUUCCUGGAGGUGGAGCCAGAUGGGUUGGGCAGUAAAGGCAUCAAAGUGAGGCCUGCCCGGCCUCGGGUGAAACCAGCCAAUAAGAACCACAGGACCACUGUGGGAGAGAAGUUCAGCAGUUCUCUGUACCUGCUGAUGGAGACUCUGAACGCCACCACCCCUCACUACAUACGCUGCAUCAAGCCCAACGAGGAAAAGAUGCCGUUUGAGUAUGACUCCAAGCGGGUGGUCCAGCAGCUGAGGGCGUGUGGAGUCCUGGAGACCAUUCACAUCAGCGCUCAGAGCUACCCUUCCAGGUGGACGUACAUAGAGUUCUACAGCCGGUACAGUAUACUGAUGAGUCAAGAGGAGCUGGGCCUCAACCACAAGAAACUGGCCUGUAAGACAGUGCUGCAGAGGCUAAUUCAGGAUUCAGACCAGAACAAGUUUGGCCGGACCAAGAUCUUCUUCCGAGCGGGUCAGGUGGCCUACCUGGAGAAGCUUCGAUUGGACCGUCUCCGAAAGGCAUGUCUGACCAUCCAAAAGCACGUGAGGGGGUGGAGCCACAGGAGGAAGUUCCUUCGCAUGAGGGAGGCGGCUAUCGUCCUCCAACAGUACGUCCGUGGACAGCGGCAGAUAUGUAAAACGGUGACGGCUGCAGCGUUGAAGCAGGGCUGGGCUGCUGUGGUCAUUCAGAGGUACUGGAGAAGUUAUCUGAUCAGACAGAUCUAUAGAAUGGUCCGUUUCUCCUCUAUCAUCAUCCAAGCCUUCACUAGAGGCUGGAUCGCCAGGAAACGCUACAAAAAGAUGGUGGAGGUGCAGAAAACAAUAAUCUUACAGAAGUAUGCCCGGGCGUGGCUCGCCAGGAGACGCUUCCAGAGCCUGCGCCGCCUGGUACACAAUGUACAGCUCUCCUACAGGUGCCAGCAGCUCAGGAAGAAACUGGAAGAUCAGGCCAAAGAGAACCGUGGGCUGUUGGAGAGGCUGACAGGUCUGGCCGGUGCUCACGCCCAAGGUCUAGACAAGCUGCGCUGUCUGGAGGCCCAGCUGGGGAAAUCAGCCACUGAGAAGGCUUCGCUAGAGGAGCGAGAGAAGAAGAGCAAGGAGGAUGCCACGAAGACGAUAGCUCAGCUUCAAGAGGAAAAAGACAAAUUAAUCGUUGAAAAGCAGAACUUGGAAAAGAAGCUUGCAGAUUCAGCAACAGAGAUGAAAGACGACUUCGAUCAAAUCAAGACAACUCUGAAAGAAGAUUUGGAACGAGAAGAAAGAUUGAGGAAGAUUGCAGAGAACAACCUUGACCUGCAGAAAGAGGACCAUGAGAAGGAGGUGGAAGUUCUGAGGGAGGACCAUGAGAAGGAGGUGGAGCUGCAGAAGGAGGACCAUGAGAAGGAGGUGGAGGUUCUGAGGGAGGAGAACAGGAGGCUGAAGGAGGAGAGAGUUGGCCUACAGAAACAGACAGAGGAGGAGGCGCAGGUCAACACUGAUCUACAGGACCAGGUCAUACAGCUUACCAAGCACGUCAAGGUGAUACCCGAGUUACGUAAAGAGCUUCACAACCUGCAGACCCAGAGAGAUGAUCUGGGCAGGAAGAUGAAGAAGCAGUCAGAACAGGCCAGAGCCAAGAUAAGUGUGAUCACAAGACAACUUCUUUGUGGCAUGGUUGAAGAGGAGGAGGUCAUUUCCAGGUUGACCUCUGACAGUCCAGACCAGAUCUAUGAAGUUGGGGAUUUGUUGACUGCAUUUGAUGGACUGCAGAAAGCUACCAGAGUGCUGGAGAGACACCAGCAGGAACAGAAGGAGGGUUAUGACAGCCAGAUGGAGGGGCUGAGGUUCAAGGUGGAACACCUGCAGAACGAAAACAAUCAGCUGCAGAAACUGUUCCAGGAGAAAACGUCUGUCAACGACAGCAUCAGCCAGGAGGUGGCCAGGCUCAACACGGAACACAUGGUCAUACCUGAGCUGAAGAAGCAGCUGUCAGAACUACGACAACAUAAACAGGAGCUGGAAGUUCAACUGGAGGAGCAGGCUAGAAAGAUGACCGAAGAAAUGGAGGAGAUUUCAAAAGAGCUUCAGAUGAAUGUUGAAGAGGAAGGCUCCCAAAGCAGGGUGAAGGAGGAGGUGAAGACAGAGAAAGAGGAGGUGGAGAGAGAGAAGGAGGAAAUGGAGAGAGAGAAGGAGGAGGUGGAGAGAGAGAAGGAGGAGAUGGAGGAGGUGCUCAGGAAACAGAAGAACAUAGAGAGCGAGGCCAAGGGCAGAUUCAGUCAGGAGGCAUCACGACUCACGGCAGAGAACAUGGACUUUGAAGAGCAGCUCGACAUGAAGGACAGGUUGAUGAGGAAGCUACAAAACCAAAUCAAGAGCCUUCAAACAUCCGAGGAAGCCAAUCAAACACCAGCGCCCACUAUUACCAACGAAUACCUUGGCAUGUUGGCGUACAAGAGGGAGGAUGAAGCCAAGCUCAUUCAAUACGUCAUUCUGGACCUGAAACCCAGAGGGGUACUGGUUAACAUGAUCCCCAACAUGGCUGCACAGCUUCUCUUCAUGUGUGUCCGUCACGCUGACUACCUUAACGACGGAGCCAAGCUCAAGUCUCUCAUGAACGCCAUCAUCAGUGGGGUUAAAAAGGUCAUCACGGAUCACCAAGAAGACUUUGAGUUGCUAUCGUUCUGGCUGUCCAACAUGUAUCACAUGCUCAGCUGCCUGAAGCAGUACAGUGGAGAAGAGGAGUUUAUGAAACAGAACACUCCGCGUCAGAACAAGAACUGCUUGCGGAACUUUGACUUGUCUGAACACAGACAGAUCUUCAGUGAUCUGGCCAUCCGUAUCUACCACCAGUUUAUAUCUGUCAUGGAGAACAAUCUUAUACCCAUGAUCGUUCCUUGUAUGCUGGAGCAUGACAGUCUCCAGGACAUGUCUAGUAUGACGCCUACAGGUUCCCGUAAGCGUUCCAGCAGCAUCUAUGAGGACCAGGAGGUCUGCACCAUCUACUCUCUCCUCCAGCAGCUCAGUCUGUACCACAGCACUAUGAGUCUGCACGGCAUGGAGGAGGGGCUGGUUAGACAGGCUGUGAAACAGACCUUCUUCCUGGUAGGUGCGGACACACUCAACAACAUCCUGCUACGCAAAGACAUGUGCUCCUGUAGGAAGGGCAUGCAGAUCAGGUCUAACAUCAGUUACCUUGAGGCGUGGCUAAAGGAGAAGGACCUAGUGCAGGGUACCAUGGCUACUCUGAAGCCUCUGUCUCAGGCUGCCUGGCUGCUGCAGGUCAACAAGACCACUGAUGACGACAUCAAAGACAUCACAGAGCAUUGCUCAGAACUCAGCCCUGUACAGAUUGUCAAGAUUUUGAACUUUUUUGAGAAAAGGGUGGCACCGUCAUUCGUCCGCAAAGUUCAGGGCUUGCUCCAAGACCGUGAGGGCGGAUCCUCCCAGCUGAUGCUGGAUACCCAGUAUCGUUUCCAGGUCACCUUCCCCUUCACCCCGUCCUCUCAGGCCCUGGAGCUACUGCAGAUACCAUCCAGCCUCAAACUGGGCUUCCUCACCAGGAUCUAACCUCUGACCUCUGACCCCUCACCCCGUCCUCUCAGGCCCUGGAGCUACUGCAGAUACCAUCCAGCCUCAAACUGGGCUUCCUCACCAGGAUCUAACCUCUGACCCCUUCACCCCGUCCUCUCAGGCCCUGGAGCUACUGCAGAUAUCAUCCAGCCUCAAACUGGGCUUCCUCACCAGGAUCUAACCCCUGACCCCUUCACCCCGUCCUCUCAGGCCCUGGAGCUACUGCAGAUACCAUCCAGCCUCAAACUGGGCUUCCUCACCAGGAUCUAACCUCUGACCUCUGACCCCUCACCCCGUCCUCUCAGGCCCUGGAGCUACUGCAGAUACCAUCCAGCCUCAAACUGGGCUUCCUCACCAGGAUCUAACCUCUGACCCCUUCACCCCGUCCUCUCAGGCCCUGGAGCUACUGCAGAUAUCAUCCAGCCUCAAACUGGGCUUCCUCACCAGGAUCUAACCCCUGACCCCUUCACUCCGUCCUCUCAGGCCCUGGAGCUACUGCAGAUACCAUCCAGCCUCAAACUGGGCUUCCUCACCAGGAUCUAACCUCUGACCCCUUCACCCCGUCCUCUCAGGCCCUGGAGCUACUGCAGAUACCAUCCAGCCUCAAACUGGGCUUCCUCACCAGGAUCUAACCCCUGACCUCUGACCCCUCACCCCGUCCUCUCAGGCCCUGGAGCUACUGCAGAUACCAUCCAGCCUCAAACUGGGCUUCCUCACCAGGAUCUAACCUCUGACCCCUUCACCCCGUCCUCUCGGGCCCUGGAACUACUGCAGAUACCAUCCAGCCUCAAACUGGGCUUCCUCACCAGGAUCUAACCUCUAAACCCUGACCUCUUCACCCCGUCCUCUCAGGCCCUGGAACUACUGCAGAUACCAUCCAGCCUCAAACUGGGCUUCCUCACCAGGAUCUAACCUCUGACCCCUGACCCCUUCACCCCGUCCUCUCAGGCCCUGGAGCUACUGCAGAUACCAUCCAGCCUCAAACUGGGCUUCCUCACCAGGAUCUAACCCCUGACCUCUGACCACUUCACCCCGUCCUCUCAGGCUCUGGAGCUACUGCAGAUACCAUCCAGCCUCAGACUGGGCUUCCUCACCAGGAUCUAACCUCUGACCCCUUCACCCCGUCCUCUCAGGCCCUGGAGCUACUGCAGAUACCAUCCAGCCUCAAACUGGGCUUCCUCACCAGGAUCUAACCCCUGACCUCUGACCCCUUCACCCCGUCCUCUCAGGCCCUGGAGCUACUACUGAUACCAUCCAGCCUCAGACUGGGCUUCCUCACCAGGAUCUAACCCCUGACCUCUGACCCCUUCACCCCGUCCUCUCAGGCCCUGGAGCUACUACAGAUACCAUCCAGCCUCAAACUGGGCUUCCUCACCAGGAUCUAACCUCUGACCCCUGACCCCUUCACCCCGUCCUCUCAGGCCAUGGAGCUACUGCAGAUAUCAUCCAGCCUCAAACUGGGCUUCCUCACCAGGAUCUAACCUCUAACCCCUGACCUCUGACCCCUCACCCCAUCCUCUCAGGCCCUGGAGCUACUGCAGAUACCAUCCAGCCUCAGACUGGGCUUCUUCACCAGGAUCUAGUGAUCUCUGUGGUGUUAGAGAAGCGGUCCAGUAACCUCAAGGUGGCUGGUUUUUAAUCCCAGUGAUGAUUGGAGAAAAGCUGGCAGGAGUGAAGUUGCCACUUUCUACUAGAGUCUCAGGUGGCUCCAACUGCCAUUGUGUCCUUGAGCAAGGCACUUCUAACCAAUCAAUCAAUCAAAUGUAUUUAUAAAGCCCUUUUUACAUCAGCCGAUGUCACAAAGUGCUAUACAGAAACCCAAACAGUAAGCAAUGCAGGUGUAGAAGCACGGUGGCUCUAGGGACGCUGCUCUAAAACCAUGUGUAGAAGCACGGUGGCUCUAGGGACGCUGCUCUAAAACCAGGUGUAGAAGCACGGUGGCUCUAGGGACGCUGCUCUAAAACCAUGUGUAGAAGCACGGUGGCUCUAGGGACGCUGCUCUAAAACCAUGUGUAGAAGCACGGUGGCUCUAGGGACGCUGCUCUAAAACCAUGUGUAGAAGCACGGUGGCUCUAGGGACACUGCUCUAAAACCAUGUGUAGAAGCACGGUGGCUCUAGGGACACUGCUGUAAAACCAUGUGUAGAAGCACGGUGGCUCUAGGGACGCUGCUGUAAAACCAUGUGUAGAAGCAUGGUGGCUCUAGGGACGCUGCUCUAAAACCAUCCUUUUACAAUCAUCACAGUAAUUAUGGAUCCAAAUAACCAAAGAUCCUUUUUAAAAGAAUGAGUGUUUUGAUUUACACUUGUUAUACAGUUUGAUAGAAAUAUGAAGACGACUCCUGACUGAUGUCCGGUGUACAGCACAAAUGCAGAUGCUGUUACAGAGUGAUUUUCUAAAGUUUGGUAGUAUAACGAGAAACCUUACUUCUCAGUUCCUGUGAGAUGACAAAUGUGAACUGUGUUGUUUUUUUAGAUUGUCUGUGUAAAUUGAGAAUGUGACCACUCAAUGUUAUUGAGUACCAUGCACAGUAAAUAAAAUAUGGCUUGUUUCUUGUUUUGAA